This is a messenger RNA of Penicillium paradoxum, 1545 nucleotides long. It is a transcript of the gene tim44, whose product is annotated as protein translocase subunit TIM44. The record is from RefSeq and is a predicted model, not a curated record. NCBI's taxonomy places the organism in Eukaryota, Fungi, Ascomycota, Eurotiomycetes, Eurotiales, Aspergillaceae. The transcript has 2 exons. Gene Ontology annotation, biological process: protein import into mitochondrial matrix. The coding region runs from base 1 to 1545 and encodes 514 amino acids. Gene Ontology annotation, cellular component: mitochondrial inner membrane. Gene Ontology annotation, molecular function: protein-folding chaperone binding.
AUGAUUCCGGCCAAGAUGUCGGCGACACGCGUCGCUUCCUUGCGGUCCCAGGUACUGACUAUCAGACCAUCCCGCCGGUUGUCUCCUCACGCCGGAUCAUACUCGACCAUCUCAUCUCAAUCAUCCAUGCUCUCCGCCCAGAGCCACCGAGCCAUCCUCCAAUCCCGCUCUCACCCCGUCUCCCAACUUGUCUCGCCUUUCGCCGUUCUACCUCUAACCCGGUCUUUCCACGUCGCAACUUCUCUUCGGCAACAGCAGCAACAGCAAAAGCAGCAGGAAGGGAAGCAAGGUGAGGAAUCUAAGUCCGAAUCGCAGGGCGAGGAGUCCAAGGAAGAACCCAAGGAAAAGCAAGAAGAGAAAGCUCCACCACCACCCCAUGGAGACAAAUCCCCUUGGCAAGUCUUCCGUGAGACUCUGCAAACCGAGUUUAAGGCUUCCAAGGAAUGGGAAGAAUCUACCAAAGCGCUGGCAUCCUCGGCUCACCAGUUUUCUGAGAACGAGAAUGUCAGACGUGCGCGCGCUGCCUACGAGGCGGCAUCUAGCGCUACUACCUCCAAAACCUCCACAGCCUUCAAGACCACCGGGCAAGCCAUUGGAAAGGGAGCCGCUUGGACAUGGAACACUAGCGUGGUCAAGGGUGUUCGCAAGGGUGUCAACGCAACCGGAGAGGGCCUGGAGAAGGCCACCCGACCAGUUCGGGAGACCGAAGCAUACAAGAGCGUGAAGGACGCCAUUGAUGAUGGCAGCAGCUCCCGCUACGGUGGCUGGGUCGAAAAGGAGGAGCGUCGCAAACAGCGACAGCGUCGUGAAGAGCAGGAUAUCAAGGAUGGAAAGUCCCAUCGCGUGGAGGAGCGAGUUGAGGAUCCCAACGCCGGUACCAAUGUCACUCUCCACAAAGACUCCGCCUGGAAAGAUUCCUGGAGAGACUUCAAGGACUCCAACCCCGUGAUGCAGAAGCUCUUUACAAUCAAGGAAAACUACAACGAGUCGGAGAAUCCCCUCAUCAGCACAGCGCGCAGCAUUUCCGAUCGGGUUGCCGGCUUCUUCGCAGAGAAUGAGACGGCUCAGGUCAUCAAGAAGUUCCGAGAGAUUGAUCCUAACUUCCAGAUGGAGCCUUUCUUGCGUGAAAUGCGCGACUACAUGCUACCGGAAGUCCUCGAUGCUUAUGUCAAGGGCGAUGUCGAGACACUUAAGCUGUGGCUUUCGGAUGCCCAGUUCCACGUCUAUGCCGCCCUUGCGAAGCAAUACACCACUGCCGGUCUGAAGUCGGACGGUCGUAUUCUGGACAUCCGUGGCGUGGACAUCUCUCACGCCCGUAUCUUGGACCCCGGCGAUAUUCCAGUAUUUGUCGUCACCUGCCGGACACAGGAGAUCCACGUUUACCGCAAAGUGAAGACCGGUGAAUUGGCCGCUGGUACAGAUGACAAAGUGCAGCUGGUCACCUAUGCUAUCGGAUUGACUCGCAUCCCCGACGAAGUCAACAACCCCGAAACCCGGGGCUGGAGAUUGAUCGAACUGCAGAAGGCUGCCCGUGACUACAUCUAA